Benincasa hispida (wax gourd) is the source of this 1240-nucleotide messenger RNA. RefSeq names its product polygalacturonase inhibitor-like. NCBI's taxonomy places the organism in Eukaryota, Viridiplantae, Streptophyta, Magnoliopsida, Cucurbitales, Cucurbitaceae. The record is from RefSeq and is a predicted model, not a curated record. Gene Ontology annotation, molecular function: protein binding.
UUCCCUAUGAGAUGAGCUAAUCAUUGAGCUAUCUCUCUUGCACUCAAAAAACACUGCACAUUCACACACAAAGCCUUCCCCACAUUCACCUUUAUAAAUCCAAACCCAAAUCUUUCUACCAUUACUCACUCAAAUCCAUGGCUUCUGAUCUCCACAAACUCCCAUGCCUCCUCCUCUUCUUCUUCUUCUUCUUCUUCUUCUUCCUCUUCAUUACCAUUUCUUAUGCAGAGCUCUGCAACCCAAAUGACAAAAAAGCCCUUCUCAAUAUCAAAAAAGCCUUCAACGAUCCCUACAUCCUCACCUCAUGGGACCCGCAAACAGACUGCUGCCAUUGGUAUUGUGUCAAAUGUGAUCGGACAACCCACCGGAUCAUCUCCCUCACCAUCUUUGCCGACGACCGUCUCACCGGCCAAAUCCCGCCGGAAGUCGGCGACCUUCCAUUUCUACAAACCCUCAUGCUCCACAAGCUCCCAAAUCUCACCGGCCCCAUCCAACCGACCAUAGCCAAACUCCAAAACCUCAGAUUCCUCGACCUCAGCUGGAACAGUCUCUCCGGCGAAAUUCCUGAUUUUCUCAGCACUCUCAAAAAUCUCUUCGUUCUUACCCUCUCAUUCAACAAACUCACCGGAAAAAUCCCAAAUUCCCUCUCGCAACUCCCUAAUCUCGGCGGUCUCCGAUUAGAUCGGAACCAAUUAACAGGACAAAUCCCUGAUUCCUUCGGCUACUUCACUGGUGAACAACCCCCGUCUUUGAUUCUUUCACACAAUCAACUUUCUGGGAAAAUCCCUUCUUCUUUGUCGAGAUUAAACUUCCCUUCCAUCGAUUUCUCCCGCAACAAACUCGAAGGCGAUGCGUUUAUGUUCUUCGGCGCCGACAAGAUGAUCCAGAUUCUUGAUUUGUCGAGGAAUUUGUUGGAGUUUAACUUGUCGGAGGUGGUGUUUAAUCAGAGUUUGACUUCGUUGGAUCUUAAUCAUAAUAAAGUGUUUGGAGGUUUGCCGCCGGCGAUGACGGAAUUGAAUUUGCAGUAUUUGAACGUUAGUUAUAAUCGGCUUUGUGGUCAGAUUCCGGUGGGUGGGGCUUUGCAGAGCUUUGAUUUGUAUUCUUAUUUUCAUAAUAAGUGUUUGUGUGGGGCACCGCUUGGUCCCUGCAAAUGAUGGAAAAUGGCGUAUCCGACACGUGCUUAUAGCCAAUUUCUCAAUUUUAAAUAUAUCGAUAUCAUUUGAUAAUGAUUUUUAAUUUA